GCAAAGUUUCCAAUUAUCAUCAGGAAUUUAACGUUUUCGUUACAUUGCUGAAUUCCCUUAACCAGAAAUGGCCAUCAAAAACCUCACCAGAGGCUUCAUUUUUCUAAUGGCAGCAACCAUCAUGGCAAGCCAAGUGAAUGGUUUAAUGUCCUACCCAAGGUCAUUAUGGGACGUGAUGAUCCCCCAAGACCCGUUUAGAAUCCUCGAACACAUACCACUCGCCGUCCCAAAAGCCACGGAGACGAUGGCGGUGGCAUUGGCUCGUGCCGAUUGGAAAGAAACACCGCGGUUCCACGUAAUCGCCGUCGACAUCCCGGGGAUGAAGAAGGAAGAUCUGAAGAUCGAGGUCGAAGACAACAGAGUGUUGAGGAUCAGCGGCGAAAGAAAAGAGGAGGAGGGAAUGGAAGGAGAGAAAUGGCACAGUGCGGAGAGGACGAAUGGGAAAUUCUGGAGGCAGUUCAGGAUGCCUGGGAAUGCAGACUUGGAUCACAUCAAGGCUCAUUUGGAAGAUGGGGUUUUGAAGAUCACUGUGCCCAAGUUCGCCGAGGAGGCCAAGAGGCAAUCUAAGGUUAUCGACAUUGGUUCGUCCGCUGCUACUGGGGAGAAUGUUGAGACCACCUCAAAGGCUGCCCAGUAGUCGUGCAUGUGGAUGUGAUGUGUCUUCGUUUUAUGUGAUUGGUUUGAUUAGCAAUAACUUGAUGUUAUCUUAUGUUUGUUGAUCGUGAUGAAAUGAUGA
Molecule: messenger RNA, 736 nt
Organism: Hibiscus syriacus
Lineage: Eukaryota; Viridiplantae; Streptophyta; Magnoliopsida; Malvales; Malvaceae
Product: 22.0 kDa class IV heat shock protein-like
Exons: 1
Coding region: 68-637 (189 amino acids)
Biological process (GO): protein folding; response to heat; response to hydrogen peroxide
Source: RefSeq, a predicted model, not a curated record